GAAAGGCUUGGCAAGGUCACUUAAUUGUCGCAAAGGAAAAAGCCACAGAAGGCAUCACAUGGUAAUGGGGUAUCGGCCUGUCAACCUCUGCUUUCUCCUGCAAGUGCUCUGGUGUGCGAUGGUGGAGGCACAGGACUGGCAUGUGGACAUGCCCACUAAGACCAACGCUCUGUCCGGGUCCUGUGUGGUCAUCCCCUGCUCCUUCACCCAUCCGUCCUCCCACAAUCCAUCCGUCAUCAUCUGGUACAGCUACCACAGCACGAAGUACCCCGUGGUCUACAGUACAGACGCUGAGGCUGUUAUUAAGCCGUUCCGUGGUAGAACUGAGCUCAUUGGAGAUGUGAAGUCGGGAAACUGCAGUUUGAAAAUAAAUUAUGUUGUGCCAGACAUGAACGGAUACCAGCUUUACCCCUGGAUUAAUCCAGAUACAGUCAGUCACAAAUUCUAUUGGAAAACCGUUAUGUUGAAUGUCCAAGAGGUCCCAUCCACAGUAGACCUGUUUGUUGAGGGAGAACCCAAAGAGGGUGACACUCUUCGUAUUAUCUGUGCAGUAAAGCACACUUGCCCGUUCUUUCCACCAACACUUUCAUUUGGUGACACAAAUGGAAACGUCCAGAAUGAACAAACUGCCUUGGGCCAGGGCUACUGGCAAACAAUAAGCACCAUCUCCUUCCCUGCCCAAGUCAGUGACCAGGGAAGGGUAGUAGGCUGCUGGGUGAGCCACAUGAGAAGACCCACAGUCCCCAAGUGGAUGGAAAUUAACCUGAGCUAUGCCCCGAGAACAGUGCAUGUGUCCGGGGAGAACAGUAUGGCCCAGGCCGGGGGGAAAAUGACUUUGGAGUGCCGCAGCAAUGCCAGCCCCCCUGCCUCCUCAUUCCUGUGGUACCUUCAGAGAGAAGGCCCUGUGCUUGGGCUGACCACUCGUGAGAAGAGCAUCACCAUCACUGACCUGCCACCUGAUCAGAGCCGCUUCUACUGCACUGCACAGAACACACAUGGAGUGGCCAACUCAACCUCUCCCUUCAUCGUCACCGCGGAGUACCCACCGAGCAUCCAGCCCGAGUCCUGCUGCAUGAUCCAUCCUCCAGCGUUGCGGUGCUGGUGUAAGGUCCAAUCCCGGCCCAGCGCCUCCGUGGAGUGGAGGGUGGAUGGUGGAGAGCCUCACUCUGUCCUCACCGAUGUUAUGGCUGUCAGCGUACGGCAGAACCACACGUUUAGCGGGAAGAUCCGUUUUAACGGAACUUUCCGGAUCACAAAUGUUACCUGCAGGGCCUUCAACGCUCAUGGCCAACAGGAGCACACCCUGGUCAUGAAGGAGCUCCCGCUGGACGUUGCCAUCAUCCAGCAGCCUACCAAUAUUUUAGAGGGUCAGUAUAUCACGCUGUCCUGCGUCGUGUCCCGUGCUUUCCCUGCGGUGCUGUCCUACAGCUGGUACCAGCUCCGGGGGGACAGGGAUGUCCUGCUCAGUGAACAAUCAGAGAGGCUCCACCUGCUGGCCGCGGGCAGACUAAUGGGGCCCUACCGCUGCUCUGCCCUGAACGAGGUCGGCCAGAGCAGCUCUGCCAGCACGCUGAUUCAUGUGGACUUCACCCCAGUCAUCUCCCCAGAGUCCUUCUGUGCACUGAAAAAUGGUGAGGUGAAGUGCGAGUGUUUGGUUGACUCUUAUCCAGCGGCUGCCAUGGACUGGGUGGCAGCUGGUGUUCAGGCCAAGCAGACAGUUACUACUGAGUCCCAUGGGAGCAUGAAGUCUACUCUGACUGGGCGCUUAGGAAGCGCAGGAGACCGUGCGAUCUUCUGCUACGCUGCCAAUGAACACGGACGACGCCAUCUACAGCUGACGCUCACAGAUUCUUCUGCUUCCAAUGGCUCUUCGAUCGCAGCUGCAGUGUGUGGAGCUGUUAUCCUGGUGCUCGGGACUGUCACUGCUCUCUACUUCAUACAGAGGAAAAGAAAUUUGAUUGAGUGUUCUACGUUUCCAUGGAAACGGGAGGGACAGGGGGAACAAGUAUGACACACCUGUGGAAGUUGAGCUGGAGGAUACCCAGCUAUUCAGGACAAAUUGGUUCUGAUGACAGCCAGGCCAAAGAUAUGUCCUGAUUAUUUUUUAAUAGUACUUCACAGUCUUCCAUUGUGGUCUCCCUUUUCUUACUUAAGUGACCACUUGCACAUAUGUACACAUUAAGUUCAAGAUAGUUAAGUGAGUGCCAAUUUUUAAGUGUUAUGGUUAACAUGUCUAUUUGGUGCACUCUGUGAUCUGAAUAAAAAAGGACAUAAUUUUCAUCA
Molecule: messenger RNA, 2283 nt
Organism: Electrophorus electricus (electric eel)
Lineage: Eukaryota; Metazoa; Chordata; Actinopteri; Gymnotiformes; Gymnotidae
Product: myelin-associated glycoprotein-like
Source: RefSeq, a predicted model, not a curated record